AAAAGAAAAAGAAAGAGAAGUUGGAAAGACUGGAGAGAAAAAGUUGAAUACCUUCUCACUAUUGUCAUUCUUCUCAGAACGAACUGGAGAGAGAAGGAAAGAUAAUCGUCAUCCGAAUACCUUCUCCUCAGAACUCGUCUUUGUCGUCGUUGACUGGUGAAAGACAAGGACGGAGUUCGUAAAUGGAGUGUCUUAAUGGGUUUUUGAGUUUAUCAUCAACCCACCAGAUAAUAGGAUCUGUGGAUGAUGAUGAGAAGUCGUCAAGUUCGGCUACUGAAUUGCAGAGGGUGGUUGAUCAGAUGGAAGGAAAUGGCUCCAGGAGGUUGCAGAAUGAUUCAACUACUCUUCCAAAUGUUCAGCAUCAACAUCUAUUGGUACUGGUUGAGAUAGGGGAUGAAACCAUUAAGACUAGAUUUAAAAGUAAAAAAUGUAAUUGCGGUGUAAUUGCAAUACUUUGGAUGACAGAGUCCGAGACGCCAAACAAAGGAAGACCUUAUUAAGCAUGGUGCAAUCUCAUAACAGUCAAACAUAUUAAACAUGAAACCCAAAGAAGAGCAUGACAGUCAGAGAUUUAUGGCUACCAACACUCAUGAAGUAGAGAACAAUCCAUUGAGUUUGAAUAUUAAAGGAAUUAAAUGUAAUAUUAAUAUCCUAAAAUGGUUGAUUUAGCACACUCUUGUAUUUUGUGUUGCAAUGGCAAUAAAAUGAGUAUUGGAGAAUAUGACUAAUGCCAUUUCAUAUUUAUGUUUGUAUUGUAAUGGAAUGUCUUGUAUUUUGAAUUGUAAUUAUCAUUGAAGAAUAUGGAAUU
Molecule: messenger RNA, 808 nt
Organism: Camellia sinensis
Lineage: Eukaryota; Viridiplantae; Streptophyta; Magnoliopsida; Ericales; Theaceae
Source: RefSeq, a predicted model, not a curated record